Molecule: messenger RNA, 642 nt
Organism: Erigeron canadensis
Lineage: Eukaryota; Viridiplantae; Streptophyta; Magnoliopsida; Asterales; Asteraceae
Exons: 5
Coding region: 132-440 (102 amino acids)
Cellular component (GO): EKC/KEOPS complex
Source: RefSeq, a predicted model, not a curated record
UGUGUGUGUGUGUGUGUGCAUUCUCUGGGGGAGGAGUUUUUUUUUUUUUACUUACAUCCAUCCCCUGCUUCAAGAAGUCAUCUACUUCUUCAAAGAAACUGGUAAAAUUUUUGUUAUUAGUAUCUGAAGAAAUGGAUUCUGAUGCCCAAAAAGCUACUUCAUCUUCAUGGGAGUUCAGCUGUGAUUUAGAAGUAGAUUACAAGUCUGACGAAAAAGCUCACAUAGUAUGCUCAACACUUGCUGUUGACAAGGAGCUUCAGCCCGAUAAAGUCAAGCGGCUAAUGUCCGUCUCUGAUGGAAAACUUUUGGUGCAUUUUGAAGCUGUUGAAGCAAGAUUUCUCCGGGCAUCAUAUAGUGCCUUUGUGGAUGUACUAACACUAGCUACAAAGACAAUUGAACAAUUUGGCGAGGGCAUGGAGCUACAGCCUCAAAACAUAUAAUUUUAUUCCUAGUUUUUCUUUUCUUUUUGUUGGUUUUAUAUCCUAUGUAAACCUCGGUGAAACCAUUUGUAGGAUUUCAGUUUGUUUUUUUUUUUUUUGUUGUAGCAUAAUGUUCAAUUUUUUCUGGAAAUACAUAUGUUGCAUGGAUCUGUGAUUUCAGAUAAUCUGAUUAACCAUUAUCAAGGAACUUGCUUUGAUCAUC